Molecule: messenger RNA, 2958 nt
Organism: Vidua macroura (Pin-tailed whydah)
Lineage: Eukaryota; Metazoa; Chordata; Aves; Passeriformes; Viduidae
Gene: IQCB1
Product: IQ motif containing B1
Exons: 15
Coding region: 240-2024 (594 amino acids)
Biological process (GO): cilium assembly
Cellular component (GO): cilium
Molecular function (GO): calmodulin binding
Source: RefSeq, a predicted model, not a curated record
GUGAGGGGAGGGGGGCGUGGGGGAGCCGUCGCGUUGGAGACGGCGGGAUCGGCGUUCCAAUCCCCCCUCCCUCCCCCCGCAGUCGGGGAGCCCCCGCGCGGCGGGGGAAUCCUGCGGCCCGAGGCUUCCAGCUGGUGGUGCAGGAGCUGGGGUGAAGUAGUGGCGUGAGGACCCCGCGCCUUAACGUGAAAAGGAAAGAGGCUGGAAUCGAUGGUGGUGUGCGCUUCUGGCUGUUCCCUAUGGCAGCCACGGACCCCCAGGUCCUGGCCUUGGCUGCUCAGAUCACUGAGAGCAGAGAACAGGACAUCCCCCUGCUGCUGCUGAAGUUAAAGGGAAUUUUAAGCAAUCCUUCCUUAGGAUGUGAAGAAUCAAAUAAAAUUAAGCAAGAUAUAUAUGAUUAUGGUCUUACUCAGUACUGCUUGCUGGUCCUUAAGCAAGACCACUCUCAGCUGCAUGGAGCCUGGGCUACUGCUGCCCAGCUAGCAGAGAUACUAAGUCAUUGUUGUAUAGGGCUAGAGGUGAAAGAAGAUCCUGAGGAAUUUUACAAGAAGUUUCUUCCUUCAGUUAUAGACAGCCUGCUGGUUUUGGGAAAACGCUUGCAAGCACGAUUUAUCCGAGCAAUCAAGGAUAAAGAAAAACAAGACUUUUUACACUGGUUCCAAAUAGUAACUGAUGCCAUCUGCUGGCUGUUCGGUGGGCAUAUUCAACUAGCAGCAUGUGCACUACAAAAUGAUCGCUUCCUGCAGUUGUUAAUAACAGAUGAUGUUGAAACAGCAAUUAUAAUGAUGUCUGUGUUACACAGUAUUUUGAGGAUCAAUAGUUCUGUCUUGCUUCAAGUUGAAGAAGAAGCCCUUCACUCUGUUUUGGAUGAACUUGUUUAUAAGCUUUCCUCUACCACCAAUCCUGCUGUAGGAAGUGCUGCCACAAAACUGCUGUUGUUAGUGGCAAAAUCUUGCAAACAGCUUGUGCAGUUAUUCACAGCUCGCUACAAAGGAUUAAAAGGGCUUUUAAGCAAACAGUGGACUGGCAAAGGAUUUGACAGGGAGGUCAAUCAACUCUUGGACCUGCUGUAUUUGGAACAAUCCAGUGGAAAAGGAGAAAUACAGAAGCAGCAUGAAGCAGCUUGUAUAAUCCAGGCAGCAUGGCGGGGAUUUCAGACAAGGAAAAGGCUGAAAAAGCUACCCCAAGCAGUGAUCACUUUACAGAGAAGCUUCAGAGCUAAACGGGAACAGGAGCUGCAGCAUUUAACAAAACAGAAGGAAGAUGAAGCUCUAAAACUGCAAAUGCAACUUCAGAGACAGAGGGCCAUGAGACUCUUCCAUGAACGACAGCUGACCUUACUGGAAGUUGUCCAUGCCAGCCAGGUGAAUAAAUACAUGCAGGAAAUGGAGGAGAAAUCAGCAUUAACUAUCCAGAGAUUCUGGCGAGGGUGUAGAGCAAGAAGAAUUUUUCAUCAGCAAAAACAAUCUCUUAAGGAGUAUAAAGCAGCUGUUAUUAUUCAAAGAGCAGCUUGUAAAUUCCUGGAGAAACGAAGAAGGAGGAGACCUCUUUCUCCUUGGAAAGAACCCAAGGGACUGACUGAUGAGCAGAGACUAGCUUUGCAGCAGAAGGUGGAUGACUACAUCAAAUUGCAUCCGGCUUCCCAAAUGACAGAAGAAAUGAGUAAAGAAUUGCAUAUGCAGGCUCAGGCAAAGCUGGCACAGUUCCUGUUGAGGAACAGGCUGGAUCAGAGAGCAGCGCAGCGGAGAGAGGCUUUGCUGGCUCAGAUCAACACCGAUGUGGAACUGCUAAUGAAUGCUCCAGGUUUGGCAGAGACUACAGAAAAAGAUUUUGGUGCCUUUAUGAGUCGAUCAAUCCCUGUAGCUACCAAGGCAAGACAAGCCCACAACACUAUGCUAAAAUACACUCGUUGGCCAUGGUGGAAGAAGCUUGGAGAUGAGUUUAUGGAGGAUGAUGUAAUUCCUGACGAUGCUAUAAACACAGAACUGGAAACUCUCUUUAUUGGAGGAAGGAAAUCCUUUUAGGAGAUUGUGGUCACAUCCAUUUUACAGACCAGGGAAACUGAGGCAAGAGAGCCAUGAGGGAACAUGCCUAUGGCUGUAAAUAGCUGUAUCACCUGUCACUUGUUUUCCUGUUACUGUCCCAAGCAGAGCAAGCCAGAAAGGGACCACAUGCUGGGAUGGAGCUGGGAGAUGUUCUUGGAUACCAAUUACUGUUCAGGGCCAGUUCAGAGCCUGGGCUCAGUAAAAGAGAUUCCUAACCUCCUCUGAUGCCUGCUUGGCUCACAGUGGGAGGAAUUUGGCAUAGUUUGACUCCUCCUCUUUUCAAGUCUUCCUGCACCAUGUGCUGGACAUGUUGCUGGCAUUUUAUUUCAUUGCAGCUCCUUCUGGAAUAAAAUACUCUUGCCUUAAUAAUGGGAACAGAUAUAGAGAGCUGAACAGAAGCCACCUCCAGCUUGCUACCAAGUGAACAGUCCUGUCUGGUUUAAACAAUUACCCAAAAAAAGACUGUAGGAGAGGCCAUGAGCUGCAAUGGUGCAGUCCUACUCCUGCUUUCCUGUUUGCCACAGACCACAGGCAUGCCCAGAAAGCCAGGAGAUGUUACUUGAGCAUAAACCUAUGGCAUGGGUCGUUCAGCCAGGCAGGAAAAAGGGGCAGAGUUUAGCCAUACCCAGCAGGUCUGGACUGUGCCCCUUUGGGUAGCAAUCAGGCUUGACUUGGCAGGCUGAAGACAGACCCUGAUCACCCAGAGGAAUUCUGGGGGUGCUCUCCACACUGGUGGGGUAACAUUCCUGGGGGGUACCUGUGACAAGGAAAGGGCAGAGGUGGAGCCCAACCUGUGAAGGCAGUGGUGCUCAGGUCAUUAAAUAUUGAUGCUGUCUAAGCUGGCCUGUGGGGGCAAUUGAGCUGAAUUGCAGGUUUCUGUUGCUGUGAUAAAUUGGGCCAAUUUGUCAUGUGG